Messenger RNA from Sporothrix schenckii 1099-18, 2175 nucleotides. RefSeq lists its product as uncharacterized. The coding region runs from base 1 to 2175 and encodes 724 amino acids. Gene Ontology annotation, molecular function: zinc ion binding; DNA-binding transcription factor activity, RNA polymerase II-specific; sequence-specific DNA binding. The transcript has a single exon. NCBI's taxonomy places the organism in Eukaryota, Fungi, Ascomycota, Sordariomycetes, Ophiostomatales, Ophiostomataceae. Gene Ontology annotation, biological process: DNA-templated transcription; positive regulation of transcription by RNA polymerase II. The record is from RefSeq and is a predicted model, not a curated record.
AUGUCGACUGCAAGACCAGGCUCACCGGCGACGUCCGGCUCCCGCCGACCCAACAAACGCCCCCGUGUCCUCGUAGCCUGCCAGCGCUGCAAGACACGGCGGCAGCGGUGCGACAAUGGCAGCCCGUCGUGUGGAAACUGUGCGCGGUCCGAUGCGGCAUGCCUGUACGGCGAUCGCACAGCGUAUCCGCCGUCGUACGUCAAGGCCUUGGAAGCGCGCGUCAAGGAACUCGAGGGUCGGUCGCCGACGUCCACAGACAAACCCGAAACGGGCACGCCUGCCUCCUCUGCUGGCGGCGACCGUCUGGUCACGGGAAUGGGCCUGCUCUCGUCGUGCGCCGCCGCCGAGCCGCACUACUUUGGCUUCUCGGCCGGCCUGAGCCUGGCCCACUUUGUGCAGGUGGCACUGGACUUCGGUAGCGUGGCAUCGGAGGACGUGGUGUCGCUGCCGCUGUUGACGGACCGGCCGUUUGCGAACAAAGCGCUGAACCAGGCUCCAAACCAGGCGGACACGGCAGUCCCCGCAUCGCUGCCGGCCCCCUGCACAGGCACUGCCUAUAUUCGGGCGUAUCUGCAACUGAUCCACCCUCUCUAUCCGUUUCUGGACCGUCGGCAGCUGUGGGCAUUGCAUUCGGGGGCGACAGGGCGGACACGCGCACAGGUGGACCCCAUGGACGCAGCGCUGCUGCACCUGGUGUAUGCGAUUGGAUCACGUUGCCUGCAGUUACUGGGCAAGGAAACAUCGCUUCCAUCGACGUCGCCACCACAGAACGACAAAAAUGGGACACCCGAUCCAGAAGGCCAUUUCCUACGGGCGAUGCAGAUCAUUGGCGACGGCCUGCAAUUUACAAGCGUGCGGUCCAUAGAACUGACGCUCCUGCUGGCCAUCCAGUCGAUGCGCUCGCCGUCGGGCACGUCUGUCUGGCACUUGGCCGGUCUGGCCGUGCGUCAGUGCAUCGAGCUCGGACUGCAUCGGCAGCGGGCCGUGCGAGGAGGCGAUGCCGCCGUGGACGAGCACCGCCGCCGCCUGUUCUGGAGCGUCUACAUCUUCGAGCGCAAGACGGCCCUGGUGCUGGGGCGGCCGUUUGCCUUGUCGGACGAGGAGAUUGAUGCGCCGAUGCCGGGCCGGUGCGAGCUGCAGGACGGUGACGGAACAAACGUGCGCUUCCACUGUGCACAUAUCGAGCUGUACCAACUGCACACACAGAUCCGGCUGGCUCUGUACCAGCUGAAACGGGGCGGGCAAGGCCACCGUUUGCAGCUGACGAGGACAAUUUCCACACUGCUCGGCGAGCUGGACGCGUGGAAGGAGAGCGUGCUGCAGACGUUUGAUCCAGUGAGGGAUCGCCCGAGUGUGGUCGUGGAAGUAAGCACAGACUCGCCCCCGGCGGACCUCGACCGCGGUCCUUGCACGCUCACCCGGCAGACCGAGUUGCUUCUCGAGUUUCACAAAGCCCGUCGGUCGCUACUCCAGCCGCUCAUGACGGAAGGACGACUGGACAUGAGUACAGGCACCGGUACAGGCACAGGUACAGGCACAGACGCUGGCAACUGGGCCAACUAUGCAGCCGUCGCCGACGCCUCUGGCCAAAUCUGCCAGCUGUACCGCCGCCUCCAUCGUCUGGCGCCCGUGCCCUUUUCACUGCGCGACCUGCACGCCAUCUUUGUCGCCGGCUUCACCUUGAUCUACGCCGUCUGCAGUGCGCCCGCUCUGUAUACGGAACGCGGGUCGUCGUGUGCGCGCGACCUGGGGGCGUGCUCCACUCUGCUGUAUGUCAUCGCCGAGCAGUGGGCGAGUGCCAAGAAGUACCGGGACGCCUUUGAGGUCGUGGCCGAGAAGAUGGAGGCGUCCGUGGCGCGUUAUGAGAGAGAGGGGGGACACCGUGGCCCGAGGAGCCAGUCUUUGUCUGGGAGCAUGGCUGACGGGGAAACGGAAGAGCGUCCGGUGAUGCUCACAGCAGAUAAUACGAAUAUUGGAGCUGGGCCUGUCGAAGGGGUGCCGUAUGGCCCCGUGGCUGCAGACGUCACGAAGCCAGUUGAUGUUGAUGAACUUGGAGGACAUGGCACCUCCGGCAUGUCCGCUGGUAUCGAGCUGGACCUCGAGUCGGACAUCUAUGGAAUCGAAGGGCUGUUGUCGAGCGAGGGACUGGACUGGUUCACCGAGGCGGUGUUUUAA